Molecule: messenger RNA, 2071 nt
Organism: Pogona vitticeps (central bearded dragon)
Lineage: Eukaryota; Metazoa; Chordata; Lepidosauria; Squamata; Agamidae
Source: RefSeq, a predicted model, not a curated record
ACAGCAAAUUUUGUUUAGAUCUGGCAGGGUUUUUUGUUUGCUGUUUGGCUAAUAUGUAACUGAAGGAAAUGACUAAAUGCCUCCGAUUUCAGAACAAUUGUUUUUCAGUUAUUUUAGCAUCGUUACUAAGACCAGCACUAUGUCAACUUUCUUCCUUCUCAUAGGGGCACUUUUCAUUUUAGGAACAAACAGCUUUUACACCGAAGAGAAAUCAAGGGUGAGAAGAGAACCGAAUGCACCUACUCCCAUCGAUUGCUUGCUGAGCGCCUGGAGUGAAUGGGGACCCUGUAACCCAUGUGCAAGAGAAAGGUAUCGCUCACGAAGCGUCCUGCGUUAUGGACAGUUUGGAGGAAGAAUGUGCCAUGAAUCUCUGGGGCACAGAGAAAGCUGCGUGCCAGAUACCCCUUGCCUUGAAGAGCAACCAGACUGUGGCAAAGAUUUCCAGUGUGACAGUGGACAAUGCAUAAAGUCACGGUUGGUGUGUAACACGGAAGAUGACUGUGGCGAUCUCUCCGACGAAGCUGAGUGUGAAAAUGAGCGCCCUCCCCCCUGCCGUGAUCGGAUCAUUGAUGUAUCAGAGCUCGGAAGAAUUGCUGGACGUGGUAUCAACAUUCUAGGAAUGCAACCGAGGGCAAAUGCAUUUCACAAUGAGUUUUUCAAUGGAAUGUGUGACAGAGUCCGUGAUGGGAAUACCGGCAUAUAUUAUCGCAAGCCGUGGAAUGUGGCUGUGCUCAAUUACGAGGUAAGUCUGUCUGUUCCUCAGGGGGGGUUUCUUUCUGAAGUGCACUCAGCUACCGUUGUUGUCGUUGUUACAUGCUGUCAAAUUGGAAUCAACAUAGUGGGGAAACAACCCACUCUUCUGUUUUGCCCACGGGCAAAAUGGUGGAACGCGGACUUCUUUCCUUCCUUGCAGAAAAAAACGUUUUUGCACGUAAAAUCAAGCAUCCAGCUGGGAUCUUUCAUAAUGCGGACACGUGACGUCCGCCUGAAUGACGUGUUCCUUGAAGAUUUAAAGUAUCUGCCCACCGAAUAUGAAAAGGGAGAAUAUUUCAAAUUUCUGGAAACAUAUGGAACACAUUAUGCACGGAGGGGGGUUUACGGAGGAAUAUAUGAACUACUCUACAUUUUGGACGAUGAAACAAUGUCAAAGGAAGGAAUCACCAAAACAGAUGUAAAGAAUUGUCUGGGUUUCACGGCAGGUGUUGCUGCGUCCGCUAGUGGCAUGGACGUCAAUGCUAACAUUAAAGAUAAUAAGUGUAAAACGGAGCAAAUGAAAAACGUUGACAAUUCAAGUGGAAACACAGUUGUCAACGGUGUGCUCUCACAAGUUAAAGGCGGGAAGACAGAUGUUUUAGUGAGGCUGAAGGAAAUGCUGUCAACUGGCCAAAAGGUUAUUGAUGUUGAGAACUACGUCCAGUGGGCUGCUACGCUUCCAGAUGCUCCCGCGGUGAUAUCACAAGAAGCAAGCCCAAUUUCAACGCUUGUCCCGUCGAAGAUGCCCGACGCCGAGAUAAAGAAACGGAACCUCGACAGAGCAGUGGAAGACUAUGUUGCGGAAUACAGUGUGUGCAAAUGCCAGCCCUGUCAAAAUGGUGGGACUGUCAUGCUGCUGAAUGGAAAGUGUGAAUGCGGAUGCACGGCUUAUUUCAAAGGAGACGCCUGCGAGAUCCCAGCAGAAACUCUUGCCUCAGCUCCGGUUAUCAAUACAGCUACUGAUGGGAGUUGGAGCUGCUGGUCUAGCUGGUCUGCAUGUCAACAGGGAAAACGCACUCGAACAAGACUGUGUAAUAAUCCUGCACCUGGAAAUGGAGGCAAGCCAUGCGCAGGAGCAAACUCGGAACCAGGCUAUUGCUCUGACAGAGAGAGAUAAACGUUGAAGGCCCCAGCCAGGUGUCUGAUGGGAACGUAACCCAGCCUGAACGACUCUCAGAUCUACUCAUCACACUUCCUGCUGUGAAAGAGAUCAAAAGAUAUGCCAGACGAUCUCUGAAUCUCAGAAUCAUGAGUUGCUAUUAAUUUUUCAAAAAGCACAGAUGAAAAUAAACUUCUCUUGGUGACUUGCUGGGCAGGA